AUGUUCGGAAAACAGCAGAAUCAUCAUCAUACUUCCACCAGACCCAGAUCGAGAUCCAAAAUCCUAAUCCUCACGCUUGUCUUCUUCUCCUUCUCGCUACUCGUUAUUCUGUACACCAUCUCUUCCUCCGCCAGGCCCUCCGUUACCUAUCUGGAUCCGUCCGACCGUCCGGAGACGUCUUUCGUUACCUCGCUGGAGCAAUUUUUGAUCCAUAAGGCGCCGAAGCUCUCGUUACCGGUUAGAGACGACACGGUGCGUGGCGAGAGUGAUGAUGAUGUGAGGAAGCUCGAUGAGAUGGUGUUUGAAAGGGAGAAUCGGUGGUUAAACGAAGAUCCGGGAUAUCCAGUCGGGUUUCCGAUCAAGGUUUACGUGUACGAGAUGCCGAAGAAGUUUACUUUGGAUCUUCUCUGGUUAUUUCACAAUACUUACAAAGAGACUUCGAAUGCCACCUCUAACGGUAGCCCUGUGCAUCGCCUUAUCGAGCAGCAUUCUAUAGAUUACUGGCUCUGGGCUGAUUUGAUGUCUCCAGAAUCUGAAAGGCGUUUGAAAAGUGUAGUGAGGGUCCAUCAACAGCAGGAUGCCGACUUUUUCUAUGUUCCGUUUUUCACUACAAUCAGCUUUUUCUUGUUGGAGAAGCAGCAAUGCAAAGCCCUCUAUAGGGAAGCUUUGAAGUGGGUCACUGAUCAGCCUGCUUGGAAAAGAUCUGAGGGAAGGGAUCACAUAUUUCCUAUUCACCAUCCCUGGUCUUUCAAGACCGUCCGCAAAUUUGUGAAAAACGCAAUCUGGCUAUUGCCAGAUAUGGAUUCCACUGGCAACUGGUAUAAGCCUGGGCAAGUUUCACUGGAGAAGGACUUAAUUCUUCCUUAUGUUCCCAAUGUUGAUAGAUGUGAUGCCAAAUGUUUGUCAGAAAGUGCACCUAUGAGGACCACACUUCUAUUUUUCCGAGGGCGGCUUAAGAGAAAUGCUGGAGGAAAAAUACGUGCCAAACUUGGUGCAGAACUAAGCGGUGUUAAGGAUGUAAUAAUUACUGAGGGGACUGCCGGAGAGGGAGGGAAACUAGCAGCUCAGAGCGGCAUGCGUAGAUCUUUAUUCUGUUUGUGUCCUGCUGGUGACACACCAUCCUCGGCGAGAUUGUUUGAUGCCAUUGUCAGUGGCUGUAUACCUGUUAUAGUCAGCGACGAGUUGGAACUUCCCUUUGAAGGAAUAAUCGAUUACAAGAAAGUAGCUGUGAUUGUUUCUUCCAGUGAUGCAAUGCAGCCAGGGUGGCUUGUAAAUCAUCUGAGAAGCCUUACACCGUCCCGUGUCAAGGAAUUUCAGAAUAGCCUUGCUCAAUACUCGAGACAUUUCUUAUAUUCCAGCCCUGCACAGCCAUUAGGUCCAGAGGACUUGACAUGGAGAAUGAUGGCGGGAAAGCUGGUUAACAUCAAGCUUCACACGAGGAGGUCACAACGGGUUGUGAAAGGAUCUAGGAGAUUCAUCAGUCUGGAUUGUGGGUUGCCAACUAAUGAGUCGUCUCCUUAUAUUGAACCGGUAACUGGGUUAGUAUUCUCAUCGGAUGCGGAUAACAUCCAGAGUGGAAAAAGCGGAAGAAUCCAGAAGACACUGGACACAGUACACAUAAAGCCGUACUUGUUUCUGAGAUUCUUUCCAGAUGGUGUUCGGAAUUGCUAUACUCUACCCGUCCUUCAGAACGUAAAUUACCUGAUCAGAGCUGUGUUUGUGUAUGGAAAUUACGACGGUUUCAAUGAUUAUCCGAGCUUUGAUCUAUAUCUAGGCCCUAAUAAGUGGGGAAGAGUUGACUUGGAAGGAAAAGUCAAUGGCACUAUUGAAGAGAUUAUUCACAUACCGAGGUCAAACUCUCUGCAGAUCUGUCUUGUCAAGACAGGUAAUUCGUUGCCAUUCAUAUCUGCUCUGGAGCUGAGGCUAUUGAGAAGCGAUACUUACGUUGUCCAAGACGUUUCCUUGAAGCACUUAUUUCGGAGGUACUAUAGACAGUCAGAUCGUUCAAUACGGUAUCCUGAUGAUGUCUUUGAUCGUAUUUGGUCUCCUUUCUUCUUGCCGGAAUGGAGACAGAUAACCACUAGUUUGGAUGUGAAUAAUUCUAACAACUACGAGCCACCAAAAGCAGCAUUAAAAUCAGCUGCCACACCUAGAGACAAUGGAACGAAAUUGACCAUUAACUGGACUUUGGAUAACCCUGAUGAGCAAGUUCACCUUUAUUUUCAUUUCGCCGAGCUCGAACCUCUUGAGAUUAACAGUAGCAACUUGGAUUUUGUAGAAACUACGAGGUUACUACUUAGAAGAAAGAUUUCAAUUGUGGUAAAUGGCAACGUUACCUCUGAUUCUAUUCUUCCUAUAGACUUGGCUGUAAGUACUGUAGAUACCGUGGUGAACAAAUGCAAUGGCGGUAAGUGCAGUUUGCAGCUGGUCAAAAGCCCAGGGUCUGCAGAACGUGUACCUCUGCUUAAUGCCAUAGAGGCUUACACAGCAAUCAAGUUUCCACACUCAGAAACAAAUCCAGAUGAUGUCGUUUCUAUCAAGAUUAUCCAAGCUACCUAUGGAUUGCGCAGAAUUGACUGGCAAGGAGAUCCGUGUAUUCCCCAACAGUUUCUGUGGGGUGGGCUAAACUGCAGCGACAUGAACAUGUCUACUUCACUGAGAAUCAUUUCCUUAAACUUGUCCUCACAUGGAUUAGCUGGAAAAAUAGUGCCGUAUAUACAAAAUCUGACUGAGCUACAAAAACUGUAA
Molecule: messenger RNA, 2748 nt
Organism: Microthlaspi erraticum
Lineage: Eukaryota; Viridiplantae; Streptophyta; Magnoliopsida; Brassicales; Brassicaceae
Source: the annotation of a GenBank genome assembly